This is a messenger RNA of Verruconis gallopava, 1607 nucleotides long. Its product is annotated as serine/threonine-protein phosphatase 4 catalytic subunit B. The transcript has 4 exons. Gene Ontology annotation, cellular component: nucleus; cytoplasm. Gene Ontology annotation, molecular function: protein serine/threonine phosphatase activity. Lineage: Eukaryota; Fungi; Ascomycota; Dothideomycetes; Venturiales; Sympoventuriaceae. The record is from RefSeq and is a predicted model, not a curated record. Gene Ontology annotation, biological process: peptidyl-serine dephosphorylation; double-strand break repair via homologous recombination. Bases 235 to 1515 code for a protein of 426 amino acids.
AACGCAAUUCACUUUUUGUUUCCUUUGCGUUACCAAGGAUCUCUAUAUCCCGUUCUUGUUGCGACCAACUUCGAAGGCUUAAGUCGCGCAUUCGAGUCCACUUGCACUACGUUCCCGUAAACCUAAACGCCAACAAGUCCAGUUUCGAGCUCUCCAAGUCCACACGCGCGCAAUUCUGCAUCAAUCCAGCCAUCUUUUCAAGCGAACUUGGCCAGCCGUAGUGGCUGCGCAAUCAUGAGUGAUCUUGACAAGGCGAUUGCCCAACUACGAGCAUGUCGACCGAUACCCGAGAAUCAAGUUCGAGAAUUGUGUUACAAGGCGCGAGAGCUUCUCAUAGAAGAAGGCAAUGUGGUCGGGGUAGAUGCGCCCGUCACGAUAUGCGGUGACAUUCACGGCCAAUUUCAUGACCUCAUGGAGCUCUUCCGCGUGGGCGGCGAUGUGCCAGAGACAAAUUACCUCUUCAUGGGCGACUUUGUCGACCGGGGAUUCUACUCGCUGGAGUCGUUCUUGCUCCUUCUUUGCCUGAAGGUUCGCUACCCAGAUCGUAUCACGCUUAUAAGAGGUAACCACGAGUCGCGCCAAAUCACAACGGUGUAUGGCUUCUACGAUGAAUGCAUGCGGAAAUAUGGGAGCGCCAAUGUGUGGAGAUAUUGCUGCGAAGUGUUUGACUACCUUGCUCUUGGCGCUCUUGUCACGGGCGCAGCGACGAAUCUCGAGCCUACAAAAUCAGAUUAUGCCAACGGCGCUGGCGCCGACAUCGCGUCGUCGCAAGCAACGAUGACCACGAGCAUGGGCCUUGAAGAUGAGGACAUCGAAAUCGAAAUUCUUAAUGCAGACGGUCAAAUAAUAUCACGUUUCCCGCGCAACGCUCCGGAGGAUAAGCCGUUGGAUUCGAGCUCACCCCUCGCGACGCCCGUGAAAACUGGUCCAAGCGGAACGGGCGCUUCCGGACUCAGCGACGGCUCCUCAUCGAGCCCAAGCAGUGGUGCUGUACUUUGCGUGCACGGCGGGUUGAGCCCGCUGAUAGACACAAUCGACAAGAUUCGACUGUUGGAUCGUAAACAAGAAGUUCCUCACGAGGGCGCCAUGUGUGACCUCCUCUGGUCCGAUCCCGACGAGAUCGACGGCUGGGGACUCUCCCCGCGAGGUGCCGGCUUCCUCUUUGGCGCUGAUAUCGUGAAGUGUUUCAACCACCGCAAUGAUCUCUCUCUAAUUGCUCGUGCCCAUCAACUCGUGAUGGAAGGUUUCAAAGAGAUGUUUGACAGUCGGAUCGUGACCGUGUGGAGCGCUCCAAAUUACUGUUAUAGGUGUGGCAAUGUGGCCGCGAUCCUGGAACUUGGCGAGGACGGGAGCAACGGCGGGUAUGUGAGGAGGACGAAUGGAGAUGUGGAUAGAAAAGAAGGCGUCGGCGGAAGCCCAAUAGGUCCCGGGAGAAGAUAUAGAGUUUUUGAGGCAGCGCCACAGGAUUCAAGGGGAAUGCCGGCCAAGAAACCGGUCGCUGACUACUUUUUGUAAGAAGAACAUGUCCUUGCAUAAGGUGGCCGAAAUGGCCGGAUCUUUGAUGAUAGGAAGCGCAACUGAAACGCAAAUAUGAUACCCAGUUUUCC